CAUUCAAGCUUUGUACUGCAACACCGUGACACUGCACCUUCGACCCAUCGCCCAUGAGGCCGACAUUCCACCGUGCUCCUUUGCACGCUCGAGGCCGUGCCUUUUUGAUAAAAGAGGUCGCGCCAUUGAAGCAGAGACAGCGGAUGACGGGUCCUCUGAUUUCAGCAAGAGCACUCAUUUUGGAUGCUUGCCUCACGUCGCCACUCGCCUCAUAAAGCUAUUCUAAACUUCCCAGGAAGGCAGAAAGCGACGUCUCGUGCGGCAUCUCGUUGCCUUUAGAUGAUUUUUCAAGCACGGUGGGUGCCUGAAUAAUAAACAUCCUGCAGUUGGGUGCACUUUCUGGUGCUUAUCCAAUCCAAGCAUCUCGUUCCGAGAAUUCGCGACGCUGGAGGUCCAAAUCCUUGCCCAUCCAUGGCGACCCCGACAGUCGUGCUGGUGCCCGUGUGGGGCGCCGGACACCUCAUGUCCCUGCUCGACUCCGGCAAACGGCUGCUCGCCCGCGCCGGCCGCGCGCUCUCGCUCACCGUGCUCGUCAUGAGCGCGCCCACGGAGCACCUCGCGGCCGAGGUCGCGGCCCACAUCCGCCGGGAGGAGGCCUCCGGCCUCGACGUCCGCUUCGUCCACCUCCCCGCCGUGGAGCCCCCGACGGACUGGGUCGGCAUCGAGGAGUUCGUCUCCCGGAUCGUGCAGGUGAACGCGCCCCACGUCCGGGCGGUGAUUUCCAGCUUGCCGUCCCCGGUGGCCGGGGUCGUCCUGGACUUCUUCUGCACCACGCUGCUCGACGUGUCCCGUGACCUCGCCGUGCCGACCUACGUCUACUUCACCUCCAACGCCGCGAUGCUGGCGUUCAUGCUGCGCCUGCCGGCGCUCCACGAGGAGGUGCCGGUCGAGUUCGAGGAGAUGGAGGGCGCGGUGGACGUGCCCGGGCUGCCGCCGCUGCCGCCGUCUUCUGUUCCGACACCGGUGACCGACAAGAAGAACCCGAACUACACGUGGUUCGUGUACCAUGGCAGGCGCUUCGCGGAGACCGACGGCAUCAUCGUCAACACGGCCGCCGAGCUCGAGCAGAGCGCGCUUGCCGCCAUCGCCAACGGGCGGUGCACGCGCGGCGCCCGUGCCCCGAAGGUCUAUCCGAUUGGCCCGGUGAUCUCGUUCGCGCCGCCCCCCGAGCAGCCGCACGAGUGCGUGCGGUGGCUCGACGCGCAGUCCCCAGCCUCCGUGGUGCUCCUCUGCUUCGGGAGCGGAGGCUUCUUCGCCGCGCCGCAGGCGCGCGAGAUUGCCCACGGCUUGGAACGCAGCGGCCACCGCUUCCUCUGGGUGCUGCGCGGCCCUCCGGCGCCCGGCGGCGGGCGGCACCCGACGGACGCGAACCUCGCCGAGCUGCUCCCUGACGGAUUCCUGGACAGGACCAAGGAUAGAGGCCUGGUGUGGCCGACGUGGGCGCCGCAGAAGGAGAUACUCGCCCACGCCGCCGUGGGGGGUUUCGUGACGCACGGCGGCUGGAACUCGUCCCUCGAGAGCCUGUGGCACGGCGUGCCGAUGGCGCCGUGGCCGCUGUACGCCGAGCAGCACACGAACGCAUUCACGCUCGUGGCCGUCAUGGGCGUCGCCGUGGCGAUGAAGGUGGAAAGGAAGCGGGACAACUUCGUGGAGGCGGUGGAGCUGGAGCGAGCGGUGAAGGAGCUGAUGGGCGGCGGCGAGGAGGGGAGGAAGGCGAGGGAGAAGGCCAAGGAGAUGAAGGCCGCGUGCAGGAACGCCGUGGAGGAGGGUGGCUCAUCCUACGCGGCGCUGCAGAGUCUAUCCGAGGCUCUCUACAAAGGCGCAGUGGUUGUCGGCACGAAUUAAGUGAGGCAGCUUCAUCAAUGUCGUGUUCUCCUAUGCUUGCACAAUGGCACAUUGGGUGAUUUGUUUGGAGGCAUCACAUGUUUUUGUAUUUGCCAAUAAAAAUUACUGCCUCUCAUACUAAACGAUUUGUUUGGAGGCAUCAUAUAUUUUUAUUUGCGAAUAAAAAAUACCGCCUGUCAUACUAAA
Molecule: messenger RNA, 2031 nt
Organism: Setaria italica (foxtail millet)
Lineage: Eukaryota; Viridiplantae; Streptophyta; Magnoliopsida; Poales; Poaceae
Product: anthocyanidin 3-O-glucosyltransferase 2
Exons: 1
Coding region: 412-1845 (477 amino acids)
Molecular function (GO): UDP-glycosyltransferase activity
Source: RefSeq, a predicted model, not a curated record